Messenger RNA from Podospora bellae-mahoneyi, 2296 nucleotides. RefSeq names its product Signal recognition particle subunit SRP72 (gene srp72). Gene Ontology annotation, molecular function: ribosome binding; 7S RNA binding; protein binding. Gene Ontology annotation, biological process: SRP-dependent cotranslational protein targeting to membrane. The transcript is spliced from 2 exons. The record is from RefSeq and is a predicted model, not a curated record. Gene Ontology annotation, cellular component: signal recognition particle, endoplasmic reticulum targeting. The coding region runs from base 281 to 2296 and encodes 671 amino acids. NCBI's taxonomy places the organism in Eukaryota, Fungi, Ascomycota, Sordariomycetes, Sordariales, Podosporaceae.
UCAACCAGAAGCUGCCCCGCAUCCACAGUCACUCUCACCGCAGCUGACAGCACCACUCGACGCUUCCAACACUGUCUUCCCUGCACCAGUAUCUCCGUAUCGCAGUCAGAUCCCCCAGCCAAGGCCGGACUAUCCCAAUUGCCGCUGCCCACGGUAUCAUCCGCCCAGAUUACGCACACCCGCCAGAGAACACCGGUUCUCCCCGUGGAGGACCCUGGACGAGCUUUUGGAUGCAGGCUAAACGGUCACACAGCCUUACGAACCCCAUCCCAGCGACAUCAUGGCAGACCCCGCCGUCGCGGCUCUUAAUUCCCUCCUCCGUGAGGCGUCUAUCGACGACCAUGCCGAAGCUCUCGAGCUCGCAACUGCCGCCGUUCGCUCUAACAAGAUCCAAGGCCCCGACCUGGCCAGCGCCCAACACACACGCGUGGUCGCACUCUUGAAGCUCGACCGCUACGACGAUGCCCUCCGAGUCAUUGCCGAGGGCGGUGACGCUCUCGAGAAGGACUGCUCUUUCGAAAAAGCAUAUGCGCUCUAUAAGACGGGAGACUUGGAGGGCGCCGAGGCGGUGCUGCAAAAGACUGGAGUCGACACCGGGAAGAGCCAGCGUGGCCUGAAGCACGUUGCUGGCCAAGUGGCAUACCGCAACGAAAAGUUUGAACGCGCCGCCGCGAUAUAUCGGGAUCUCAAGGACGAUACCGAGGGAGCAAACUACGGCGAGGAGAACGAUCUGCGAAUCAACUUGACCGCAGCCGAUGCGCAGCUGCAAUGGCAAGGAAUGGAGUGGGCCGUUCCAGAGGAGGAGAAGCAGCCAGCGAGGGAGGAUUUGGAAGCCUUCGAGACGGCGUACAAUGCUGCUUGCAUCUGCAUCUCGAGGGGAGACUACACCAAGGCCUCGGUUCUACUGAAACGGUCCAGGGAUUUGUGCGAGGCAACCGAGGACUUGAACGAGGAGGAAAAGAAGGCCGAGUUGGUGCCAAUCCUUGUGCAGCAGGCCUUUGUCUUUACCAAGCUUGGGAAGCUAGACGAGGCCUUGAGCCUGCAGAAUGCCAUCAACCUCUUCGAGGUAUCCGAGACAUCUACCAAGGUCAUUGCGCAGGGAAAUAAACUGCUCCCCAAGGCUACCGCGAACCCCUUUAUUGCAGAGCGUUUGGCCCGUGCUUUACCAAAAAUCGAAGGAAACGACCGGUUGUUUGGGUUCCAAACCGCUGCCCUUCAGCGGAACAAGAAUGUCAUUGAUCUUCAGGCCCAAAAGUUUGAGGGCAAAGAGAUCAGAGCGCACAAACUUCUUGCUGGAGCCCAAGUUCCCGAUCUCUCAGUUUCCAAGGUCGACCUUGGUGUUGCCGGCGCAGCAGCUGCUACCAAGUGUGGGGAUGGCAAACCGACUGUGCGCCAGCUUUUGCCUCUUCUGGAGAAGCGUCCAAACGACAUUGGUCUCCUCCUCACGAUUAUCCAACUCUACAUUCAAAUCAACACACUCCCUCCGGCAAUCUUGUUGCUCGAGAAAUUCUUCACACGCCUCGAGGAGGCGAACACCCCCGAGCACAUUGAUGUCCGGUUUGCGCCUGGCCUUGUUGCUCUUGCUGUAUCUCUCUACCGGUCUCAGAACCGGCAAAGGGAUGUCCGCAACGAGCUCUCCAAGGCUGCCGCGCACUGGAGAAGCAAGACUGAAGCCGCAGGAGCAGGCUCAUCCAUCGCCAGAGAAGCUGGGAUUGAGUUACUUCGCUCCUCGCACCCUUCCGACUUGGCAGCUGCUGGCAAGGCCUUUGAGCAGAUUCUCUCGGCCCAGCCAGGGGACCGCACUGCCACUGCAGGUCUAGUUGCCAGCUAUGCCACGACUGAUUUUGCCAAGGUGGAACCCUACCUGGAAUCACUGCCCUCGGUUGAGAAGCUCACUCAAGGUGUGGAUGUUAGCGCGCUCAUUGACGCCGGUGUUGCUCUUCUCACACCUCCUGCUUCUCAGCAAUCCAAGAAGAGGAAGUUUGAUGGAGAGGGCGCGGCCCCUGAAAAGGAGAAGCAACAGCCGGCCAAGAAGCCAAGGAAGAGGAAGCUGCCCAAGAACUACGACCCAACCAAGAAGCCUGACCCUGAGAGGUGGUUGCCACUGCGUGACAGGAGCACUUAUAGGCCCAAAGGCAAAAAGGGCAAGAAAAGGGCUCAGGAGGCCACUCAGGGCGGUGUAGUGAAGGAGGAGGAGACGCUGGAGCUGGCGGGCGGUGCUGGCUCUGUCAAGGUAGAAAAGGCCGGCGGGGGUGGUGGUGGAGCGAACAAGAAGAAGAAGAAGGGGAAGAAAUGA